Electrophorus electricus (electric eel) is the source of this 2618-nucleotide messenger RNA. RefSeq names its product zgc:112083. Lineage: Eukaryota; Metazoa; Chordata; Actinopteri; Gymnotiformes; Gymnotidae. Gene Ontology annotation, molecular function: DNA-binding transcription factor activity, RNA polymerase II-specific; RNA polymerase II cis-regulatory region sequence-specific DNA binding. Gene Ontology annotation, biological process: anatomical structure development; regulation of transcription by RNA polymerase II. The record is from RefSeq and is a predicted model, not a curated record.
UAGGGUCAGGCUGCGACUGGAAACAAGUGACCCUGCGUACAAACUUGUCGACACGCUGCUUCUAGUUUGGAGCUUGUACAUUGAUGCUCUUGAGAAGAGCCAUCAUGUUUGGUCCUCAUGCUGUCGUUAGGACAGUGUUGUGGAGGUUUUAGCUACUUAGCUGGCGUUAAUGUUUAUACUCCGUCGUGGUAACACUAGGCGUGUUUUGCGGCUGUUUAACGCUAGCUAACAAGCUAAUGGGUACUUUGUUAGCUGGCUAGAAACUAAUUAGCUAAAUAGUUUACUAGCCAACCUAGGUAGGUAAAACUUUCCUGCGUAUGUGUAAAUAACGAAGUGUAAGUAGCUUUAUUUAAUUAUAUAAUCUUUCUUCACCAAAUACGCUUAUGCUUUGCCGGUUUAAUCUCAUAUUCUCUGACAAGCUAGCUAGCUAAAUUUUGAAACUGGCCUUGGUAACCAACUACAAUCACAAACGUUAUUAGUCUGACAACUAGCUUGCUAGGUUAGUUAUUUAAUCCCCGCACAUAUAUGUUACGUGUUAAUAGCUGCUAUUUUUGUAUGUAUGUAUGUAUGUAUGUAUGUAUGUAUGUAUGUAUGCAAGCUAACUAGUAUGCUACUAUUUUUCCUUCACUAUUAGCUACGUGGAAAAGUCUAACGAAUUUGCAGUUGUGUAAUAUAGUUGGAUAACGUCCUUAUGAAUUCUCUUUUACUGAUAUUUAGGUUUCGAGGUACAAUGGCGAAAAGAAGAAAACUCUCCAAUAUGGUGAUUGCAUGUGAGUGGGCUUCUUGUACUUUUAAAGGGGAACGUAUGGAAGAGCUCAGUGAUCACAUGUCUUUGCAUGUGAAGGAGCAUCUUGGUGAAGGAGACGCUUUGGAGGAGCUCGACGACUACCCGUGCCUGUGGCAGGGCUGUGAGUUCCUGGCUAUAGGCAGCCCUAGUGAGCUCCACGCCCAUGCCCAGUUCCACAUCUUCCACAGCAAACUGAAGUUCAUCGGCACCCAGCUGCUACAGUCGCAUCCUGAGCUACCCAGCUGUACUCAGGAGCUGCACAGUAACAACUUGGUUACUGACAUCUCGGAAGGGUUCGUGUGUCAGUGGGAACACUGUGAUAGCACGUUUAACAAUCCGGAGUGGUUCUACCGCCAUGCUGACAUGCAUGCACACUGCACAGAAUUGCAACCGCUACUAGAUCAACAGCAGGCUCUGUUCUGCAGCUGGAAAGGCUGUGACGCUUUCUUCAAGAUCAAGUACCGUCUGCGGGAGCACCUGCGCAGUCACACCCAGGAGCGUCUGGUGGCCUGCCCCACCUGUGGAUGCAUGUUCUCCAGCAACACCAAGUUCUUCGAUCAUAUCCAGAGACAAGCUGAACCUGAAGAGUCUUUGACGUGUGGGCAUUGUGAUAAAGGCUUCGCUAAUGAGAGGCUACUGAGAGAUCACGUUCGACAGCAUGUAAAUCACAUAAAGUGUCCCCUCUGUGACAUGACAUGCACGUCCCUGUCCACCCUGAAGAUUCACAUUAAGUUCCGCCACUGUGACGAGCGGCCCUUCCCCUGUGACUUCUGCGAGAGCAGCUUUAAGAACCAGCAUGACCUGCGCAAACACAUGGAGACCCACAAUGAAGGAGCUGCCUACCACUGCACAGUGGAGGGUUGUGGCUACUCCUCCCGCAUGGCUCACACCAUGAACCAGCACUACAAGAGAGUGCACGAGGGAAAUAUGGUGUCACGCUAUAAAUGUCAUCUUUGUGACAAGAACUUCUCGUGGUGUUACACGCUCACCCUACACCUGCGAAAGAAGCAUCAGCUCAAAUGGCCAUCUGGGCACUCCCGUUUUAGGUAUAAAGAGGACCAGGAUGGAUACCUGCGUCUGAACAUGGUUCGCUUCGAGACAGUAGAGGUUACGGAAGAACUGAUAAAGAACAUGGCGGAGAAACGCACCCCCCGCAAGGUGCCGGGCUCUAGCGUUCAGGCUAAGAGGCCUGCACUGCAGAUGGACAGUGCAAACACCACCUCUGCUGCCUCCUCCUCCACCGAGCUCCUGGAAGGAGCCGCCCCCACAAAGGAUGAUGCCGCCCCUGUGUAUUGUGUGCUCAGCCCAGUGAGCGAGGUGGGCAGGGAUCUGGAGGCAUUGCCAGGGGCGGAGUCGGAGGUGGACUCGGGUGCAGUUCAAGCUCUGGCUGCUGUGGCCAGAGGGCUGGGUAUGGACGUGGUGUGAGAGCCCUGCAUGACACACAAGACUCCACUCAGUGUGUCUCAGAUUUACACUGCACACGAUCUAGGAAAAUUUAGUGUUUACGGGAAAGGAACUGGGUGGGUUGUAUGAGGCUGUUAUAAAAAUAUUCCAUGUUUAGAUAAUGUGCAGAUUUGCACGUUCAUGUUUUAAAAUGAUCUCAGGUGUGUGUUGCUGAGUGACGAUCACCUGUGUGAUCAGAGCUGCCAGUGCUGUGACAUUACUUGAAUGUUGGUUGAAUUUUACAGAGGUUUGACUUGGUUUGUUAUUUAUAUUUGUAAACAAUUGUCUUGGUUUAGUCAAUAAUAAAAUAGCGAUCUAAUUAAUUUAAAAAUGAAUCAUGUUCUUAAUGAAAAUGUGCUUGCUAAACCAAUAAAUCAGUAAAGAGUGA